Messenger RNA from Rhizoctonia solani, 2088 nucleotides. Its product is annotated as XPG i-region domain-containing protein. Gene Ontology annotation, molecular function: DNA binding; 5'-3' exonuclease activity; 5'-flap endonuclease activity. NCBI's taxonomy places the organism in Eukaryota, Fungi, Basidiomycota, Agaricomycetes, Cantharellales, Ceratobasidiaceae. The transcript has 7 exons. The record is from RefSeq and is a predicted model, not a curated record. Gene Ontology annotation, cellular component: cytoplasm; nucleus. The coding region runs from base 1 to 2088 and encodes 695 amino acids.
AUGGGUGUGCUUGGUAUCGUUCCGUUUCUCUUGAGAAAAUGUCCGGCAGCAAUUGAAAAUAUCCCGAAUCGAUUUCAGGCACUUGAAGGCAAGACCAUCGCUAUAGAUGGAACAUUGAUUACGCAGCGCUUGUUCUAUACGCCUGAUUCCCGGCCACAUCGACACGUUUUGGGAUGGUAUCAACUCAUCCAGGAGUUACGCCAGAACAAAAUCAGUGUUAUAUGUGUUUUUGAUGGGGAGGGCCGAAUACCUGCAAAACAAAACGAGGUCGAACGUCGGAAACUACUUAGAACGCAAGCUCAAGCCCGCGGUGUAUGGGAAAAAUCUCGUCAUGAAAGACUGUUGUCCCUAACUCAGGCCCUCCGUGGAUUGGAAGAUAUGUCUAUUGAAAAUCGGGAAGAGGUGUUGAAGACUUUACAAGUCGACCCGCAGUUGCAACAGGAACACCAGUCAAGUAUGUCCACUUCCGAUUUAGCUGGGGUUAUUCAGGGCCAGGUGAAUGAAGUGGAUCGUCUUGGACAAUUAUCAAAUAUACAUGCGAACUUAUUGGCGAGUGGAUCAUCAUCGCUCGAUGGAACCAAGUCCAGCCACAUAUUCAAGGAAGAUCCCGUUGGCGUCGAAACUGGACUUCCGGGCGGUCUAUUCUCGAACAAGGACAGUCCUUCUGAGAGCGACCAAGAUACCGAAAACACUUUGGGUUCUCCAUCACAUGUCAACGGCAAUGAUGCGGAUGUAACAGCACCAGAAGAAACUAUUGUUCGAGAUACCCUCGAAGCGGCUCUUUCGACCAAAUCGCGCCUCCCUGAGCAUAUCGAUGUGAUUCGUGACGAUAACAAACCAAAGCCAGAGGCCGAGGAGUACGACAAGCCACAAUUGGGCCUCCCAGAGACGGCCGAACAUCUCAGCCGCCAACCUGAAGUUCGAGCUCGUGCUUCUUUGGAACUAGAUGAGGCUGGAUCUUCCAUGACGAAUACCGAAAAUUUCGAUGUCAUGGCGGAACACAUCCCCAUCAUUCAAUCGACGGAAGUCAAGCAAAGGAUAGAUUCCCUACAAAAUGAGAGUGACAAGGCCCUUGCUAAAACAAUAUUUAACCUUUUUGAUCACUACAACCGCACCACUGCUUCAGGAUCCGAUGGCUCAAUAUCUGCUCUAGGUGCGGAAGCCGAUGUUCAAGAUAUGCCAACUAUUCCGAUAUCCAGAACACAGUUGAAAUAUACGCAGGAAGAGGGCAAGAUAUGGAAACAGCUUGUUACGUCACCUGGAAGCACGGCUUUAGAUCUGGCUCGCGUUGUAGAAAUGGUCGAGCAAUUCGCAUCGGUGGAGCUGAACAAUGAUGAGCUGAUCAGCGAUAAAACUAUGCUUGAAGAGGAAGUAGAGUUACCUAUCAGCGAACGUUCGGCUAAACUGGAAGAACGAUCCGGUAUCAUGGCCGCCUCACUUACGCGCCGUGCGAAUCCUCCAACUUCCUUGACUUAUGCGGAAUCACGCUUGAUACUGGAAGCAAUGGGCGUCCCAUGCAUCCAAAGCUACCUCCCAUAUGAGGGCGAAGCAUUAGCAUGCAGCCUUGUCCUCCAUGGGUUUGCUGACUUUGUUGGGAGCGAAGACACGGACGUGCUGAUGUACAACGCCCCUUUAUUACGGAACCUGACGAACCGAAACGCACCUCUACAAAUUAUACCACCCUCAGUAGAAACAAGAUUGGGCUUAUCGCGGUCCGCGUUUGUGGACGCAGCGAUUUUGAUGGGCACGGACUUCGUUAGGCGGGUUGGGGGUAUUGGCCCAACCACCGCGUGGCGCCUCAUGCACAAAUAUGGAUCUAUCGAGGAUAUGCUCGAGCAAGAGCCCAAGUUCCGCCCGUCGGAUGUUGCCGAAUAUCUCGAGCAGGUCAAGAUUGCGCGUCAGAUCUUCAGCGCUAUACCCCCUGCCCCGGCAGUAGAAGACGUGCUGCCAGGUCACUGGGAUGAACAGGCAAUAUAUGAUGUUAUGUCGAGAUUCGAGUUACAAAGAUAUCUUGAAGAUGGACAGAUCAUUCCCGGGGCAUUAGUAGCUAAUCACUACGAGAAUGACUCAGAGCUAAAGUCUGCGUAA